AUGCUACGGAGGUGUAGUAUCGCUCUAGCCGCAUAUAACUAUGACAUCCAACAUCGUCCAGGAAAGACAAUCCCACAGGCUGAUUCCCUCUCUCGCUACUCACGAUUUUCUGAGGCCGAACAGUGUCAUUUCAUCUCUCCAGCAUCACCAGUGUCUCGGGAAUCUUUACGCAAAUCUACUAAGCAGUACUACUCAGCCAUACUCUCAGCGAUCAAGAAAGGGUGGUUGCCAGAGGUGAAGAGAAAGUAUCCGCAAUUCUUUGCUCAUCGACAGGAGUUGCCAGUACAAUUGGAUGGUGUAUUAUGUCGCGCCGAUCGAUUGGUAAUCCCACCACGACUACGGAAGACGGCACUAGAAGAAUUGCAUAAAGGACAUGUGGGGGUGGAGAAGAUGAAAUCAUCAUCGCCAGAUGUGUUGGUGGCCGGAGUUGGACACAGAAAUUUAUGCAACAGCCAAGAACUUCGCGAAGGGAUUCCACAAGUGCUUGUGUCGGACAAUGGAUCUCAGUUCUGUGCGACCGAAAUGAAGCUUUGGAUAGGCAGCAUCCGUUGCCAACAUCUUCAAACUGCGCCUCGUCACCCCUGUUCGAACGGAGCGGCAGAGAAUCUAGUCAAAACUGUCAAGAGUGCAAUUGCGUCUGCCAAUCUUAAAACGCUACAUGAGUUGGAAGCGUUGGUGGAUAACUUUCUACUCCAAUACCGAAACGCAACAAAUACAACCACGAAGGACGGCCCGGCAAUGCUUUUUAAAUCCAGACGCUUACGAUCCUCCCUACAGUGCCUCCACUCCAGUGACGUCGUAUAUAUCCUUGGUAAUGAUUUGCAACCCGCAUCUGGUAUAGUCACACGACAACUGGGUCAAGCCAUGGUGGAAAUUACCGACUUGAAUAAUGCUACUCUGCACAAACGACACGUGGACCAAAUCCACUUCAAAUCAUCCACGGACCAGCGGCAUCAAGAGACAAGCGAGGGCGACAGUUAG
This is a messenger RNA of Echinostoma caproni, 981 nucleotides long. The record is from the annotation of a GenBank genome assembly. NCBI's taxonomy places the organism in Eukaryota, Metazoa, Platyhelminthes, Trematoda, Plagiorchiida, Echinostomatidae.